AUGGAAAGCAGCACGAGGCUUCCGAGCGCACGGUAUGUGGCGGGCGAGACGACAGCGACGUUCACGCUGGAAGGAGUGACACCAGCGGAGCUGACGGCGGACGGGACGACGACGGGGCCGUCGCCGUACUUGCUGGAGUCUACGGGCGGACAGUACGUUGACCGGGACCGGCCGGCGGCGUUGACGGCGGGGACGGAAAUGGGUGCUUUGCGGGGGUACGUGACGAGGCUGCAGGACGACAUCAACGUGUACCUAACGAAGCGGAUCCAGGCCCGGGGCGGGCGGGUGGAGGAGGACGAGGAGAAGGAGGAAGAGGAGGACGAGGCCGAAGAGUCCGAAGAGGCCAAGUAG
This is a messenger RNA of Pichia membranifaciens NRRL Y-2026, 351 nucleotides long. RefSeq lists its product as hypothetical. Bases 1 to 351 code for a protein of 116 amino acids. The transcript has a single exon. The record is from RefSeq and is a predicted model, not a curated record. Lineage: Eukaryota; Fungi; Ascomycota; Pichiomycetes; Pichiales; Pichiaceae.